GGCGAUUGUAGUAAGUCAUGAAGAUCGAGCCUCGUCGCUGACUUCAGGGUUGACGAAACCUUGAGGACUUCACGCCUUGUAUCUCCAGUAGAUUAAAAACACCGGUAUCUCCGCCAUGCUGGACAUCCAAGCCAACAUGCGGCACAGUUCGGAUCAGGAUGGAGAGGUUACUCUGGAAAAGGGUCCCUCCCAGACCGUAUAUCCGCAAGAGCCGUACAACGCUCCGGACGACACUUACCCGGAAGGCGGCCUUCGGGCCUGGCUUGUGGUCUUGGGCUCGUGGUGUGCGAUGGUGCCGUCAAUGGGACUCCUGAACACCAUCUCCGUCCUCCACGCGUGGACAUCCAGCCAUCAACUGUCGGAAUACUCCGAGUCCAGCGUGGGCUGGAUCUUCGGCGUGUUCAGCUUCUUCCUCUACUUCGCGGGUGCACAAGUGGGCCCCAUCUUCGAUAGUCAUGGACCACUACCAGUCGUAAUUCCCGGGUCCAUCGGACUGAUAGUCGCAGUCUUCUGCUUCAGCGAGAGCACAGAGUAUUAUCAAAUCAUGCUCUCCUUCAGCGUGCUCGGCGGAAUGUCAUCUUGCUUCCUCUUCACGCCCGCGAUUUCCGCGAUCGGCCACUGGUUUAACGUGCGCCGGGGUCUCGCGACAGGUAUCGCUUGUACAGCCGGCGGACUAGGCGGAGUCUUCUUCCCACUGAUCAUCCUGUACGUAGCGCCGCAAUUGGGGUUCGCCUGGGCGCUGCGCAUCAUCGGAAUCAUCUGCGCGGUGCUCUGCGGCCUGGCAUGCUUGCUCCUCAAGACCCGCCUCAAGCCAGACCCAGCCACGCGCGGCCGCACGACCAUCGACCUCCACGCGCUGCGCGAGCCCAACUACGCGCUGACAACGCUAGCAGUGUGGCUGGUCGAGUUCGCCGUGUUCGUGCCGUACACGUACCUGUGCAGCUAUGGGCUGUGGGCGGGACUCGGCGAAUCGAUGGCGUACAAGCUGUGCGUAUUCCUUAACGUGGGGGCGAUCCCCGGGCGGGCGGUGCCGGGGUUACUGGCCGAUCGGAUAGGGCGCUUCAACGUCAUGGCGCUGACGGCACUGGUGUGCGCGGUGCUGACGCUGGCGCUGUGGUUCAAGGCCGGCACCAGCGAGCCGGCCAUCAUCGCGUACUCGGUGCUCUUUGGCUUCUGGAGCGGCGCCGCCAUCAGCCUGACCCCCGUGUGCAUCGCGCAGGUCUGCCGUACUGAGGACAUCGGCAAGCGCAACGGCACCACGUUUACACUCGUCAGCUUCGGCACGCUCACUGCCAUCCCUAUCGCGGGUGCCAUCCAGGAGAGUAAUGGCGGGGACUUCUGGGGGUUGAUUGUUUUUGGUGGCGUGCUGUAUCUGGCUGCGUGUGCGGCGUUUGUGGUUGCCAGGGGGGUGGCGGGCGGAUGGGGAUGGAGGGCGAAGUUCUAG
Molecule: messenger RNA, 1444 nt
Organism: Aspergillus homomorphus CBS 101889
Lineage: Eukaryota; Fungi; Ascomycota; Eurotiomycetes; Eurotiales; Aspergillaceae
Product: putative oxalate/formate antiporter
Exons: 3
Coding region: 116-1444 (442 amino acids)
Biological process (GO): transmembrane transport
Cellular component (GO): fungal-type vacuole membrane
Molecular function (GO): transmembrane transporter activity
Source: RefSeq, a predicted model, not a curated record